Molecule: messenger RNA, 1509 nt
Organism: Microthlaspi erraticum
Lineage: Eukaryota; Viridiplantae; Streptophyta; Magnoliopsida; Brassicales; Brassicaceae
Source: the annotation of a GenBank genome assembly
AUGGUGAAUUUGUUCUUAUCCGAACCCAAGUGGAGCGAUGAUGCUCACAGCAGUAGCAACAUCGAUGAGAUUUUGCCUCUGUUGAACAAAUUAAGCUCUCACAUUCAAUCAUUAGUGACUCAUGGAGCUCGCUCAGAAGCUAGACUCUGGCUUUGUAGUGCCCUUUCUAGUGUCUCGAUAUCCCCAAGAAGGCAACUCAUUAUAUUCACGCGGUUACUGAGAUCAAAACCCAGAAAAACGCAGCUUGUAUCUCAGCUCUUGCAGAUGAUGUUUGAGAAGAGACCGAGGAAACUCGGAUCUGUGUUAGCCAAAAGAAGUUACUUGCUCGAGAAAUUCUUUAAAGGGAAUCCGAAGCGUAUGGUACAGUGGUUCUCUGAAUUUGCUUCUGAUGGUGGUUCUGAUCACAAAAGAGGUGCAAGAGCGUUUGCGCAGUUUGCGUUUGCGAACCGUGAUAUCUGCUGGGAAGAGCUUGAGUGGCGAGGCAAACACGGACAAUCGCCUGCGGUUGUUGCUACGAAGCCUCAUUACCUUCUUGAUCUUGACGUCCAGCGAACCAUUGAGAAUUUCCUCGACAAUGUUCCUGAGUUCUGGUCAUCCAACGAGUUUGCUGAGUCUCUCAAAGACGGCCAGAUUUUAUCUCUUGACAGUAAAUUCUUUCUGGAUCUCUUUACUCGUUUCAUGUAUGAGGAAGAUAUGAAUGAUGUGUGGGAUGCUGUAGAGGAGUUUCUUACGGAGGAGUCUUUCUCUACCUUGACUCAGCAUCUCCUUAUCACUCUUGAAGAACGUGACCUGUGUCAGUUUCUUGAAUUGCUUGGGAAAUAUUUUAAUCCAAGCAUUGAAUCUUGGGAUGGUGGUGAUUCGUCUUGCUGGCUCGGGGUUGUUCUCUCGAGAUAUGGUGAUUCUGUUGAUGAACUGCUGCUACUGAAUUCUGUUAUCAACCAAGGUCGUCAGCUGCUACGGCUUGUACGUGAUGAGGGGGAAAUGUUGAAAGAAACUAUUGGAGAUGUCUGCAGAGGUUUGGAAAAUGGCGGUAGCUUUUCUCUAGUUAUGAGAGAGCUUUCGAAGAUGAAACACAUUGAGGUGAUAAGAAUACUCGGUCUACUUUCUUGGACUAUUCACUUCAGAUUAUCGGAGGAAUGUCAGACGCCAGAUUCAUGGGAGUCUCUAUUUAAAGAAAAUGGAAUUGAGUUCCGUAGGUCUAGUGAACACUCGUUGCUUAGUCAUAACGAAAGCGAAUCUGACUCGGAUAGUAUUAGUAGAAGCCAUGUUUCUAAAAAGAGGCACAAGAGGGAGAAGAAGAAGAGAAAGAAGAAAAGGAAGAGAGAUACUGAUGAUGAUGAUGAUAAUCUCAUUGAUGAUGUGAUUUUAGGUGGGCAUCAAUUAAGUCGAAGCUGGUUGCUAUCUACUGAUGGGUUUUCUGCAACAUGGACCAGUGUGGAUUUACCGGAAUACAUCGCAAGGCAUUGUUUGUCUACAUGGAUGAAAUGGUUGCUAGCUAGACAAAAAUGA